ACUGCAUUACGAUAACAUGAUUUAGAGGUUAGGUUAUGUUCAUAUUUUUAUUAGUAGACUACUUCGGCUACGACAUCAAAUAAAUAAUCAGCAACAGUUUUUUACUGUAUUUUUGUUGUGAUUACGAUAUUUUUUCAAGUGUGUUGUACGAGUAGGUCUACUGAGGUGACCCAAUGAGGGGGGAAGCAGAAGCAGUCCUCAGAUAUGAUCAGCAGAAGUGACUGUAGGUGACUCGAGGCGAGGCGAGGACAAUGGACAAGGAGCCUCUGCUACUAGUAUCGAGCGAUGCGGACGGUCGCAGCGGCCAGCCGCAGUCGCUGCCGCAGCCGCAGUCGCAACCGCAGGCGCCGCUGCACUCGCCCUUCAAGAAGCUGAUGGCUGCACUCUUCUACGCCGUCUGCUCUCUGCUCAUUACCAUUGUCAACAAGAGUGUGCUCACCAGCUACCGGUUCCCUUCAUUUCAGGUGCUGGCAUUCGGACAGAUGAUGACGACAAUCAUAGUGCUGUACGCGAGCAAGAAGUGUCGGGUGGUGGACUUCCCCGACCUGAGUUCGCGGACCCUGUACGACAUCUCGCCGCUGCCGCUCAUCUACCUGGGCAACAUGGUGUUCGGCCUGGGCGGCACCAAGGAGCUGAGUCUGCCCAUGUUCACCAUGCUGCGGCGCUUCUCCAUCCUGAUGACCAUGGUGGGCGAGUACUAUGUGCUGUCGGUGCGACCCAAACUGCCCGUCAAGAUAUCGGUGGGUCUGAUGGUGUUGGGAGCGGUGAUCGCCGCUAGCAACGAUCUAGGCUUUAAUUUGGCGGGGUAUGUGUUUGUGUUGAUCAGUGACGUGAUGACUGCCAGCAACGGAGUGUUCACUAAGAAGAGUCUAGUCAACCAGGAGAUGGGCAAGUAUGGCAUCAUGUUCUACUGUGCCCUGUUCAUGGCUCCCUUCUCACUCUAUCUCAUCUGGCAAACGGGUGACGUCGACUCCGCUCUCGCUUACCCCAACUGGCUGCACAUCCCCUUCAUCCUCCAGUUCCUGCUCAGCUGCAUAAUGGGCUUCAUCCUCAACUACAGUGUGAUGCUCUGCACUCAGUACAACUCGGCGCUCACCACCACCAUCAUCGGCUGCCUCAAAAAUAUCCUAGUCACUUAUUUAGGCAUGUUCAUUGGUGGAGACUACAUCUUCUCGAUGGCCAACUUUGUCGGUAUCAACCUGUCUGUGAUCGGUAGCAUAGUGUACACGUAUGUCACGUUUAGGCCGACCAAAAGUGGUUCGGCGCAAAAGGUCGGCCUCGAUCAGGUCCGAAUUAUCACUCACAAGUGACAUUGACACUUCAGAACCUAUUAUUUAUAAGUAAAAUGAUAAUAUCGUGUCAUCGUGUGACCUGUCUGGCUCAGGUCUCUCCUGAUAAAUUUCAGGGUCUUUGAUAAAUUAUGAAACUGUAGUCGAGUUUGAACUAUUUAUUAAUCAACUACGUUAGUUAACUAGUUAGCUAACUUAGUACUAUCAUCUUGAAUUAGUCAACUAGUAUUUUUGACUAUGCUUACUCAGCAAACCAACGUAUCUUCAACUCGAAAUACGUAUCCAUGAGGAGUAUCGAAACUCAGUGAAUUUUAAGUUGAAAUUUUUGAGAAUUGGGGUGUGCCAAAUUGAAUGCGUAAUUGCACUUUUUAAAUUUUUUUCGGCUCAUGCAUGAUCUCACUUGCACUUGCACAUAAUACGCAUUCAAUGUGGUCACACCCUAAUUCUCAAAUAUGUCAACUUCAAACUCACUGAGGUUCAAUACCUUCAUACUCCUCAUGAAUGUGUAGCUGAUGAAAUCGAGCUGAAGUUGGUUUGCUAAGUGAGCAUAGUCAAAAAUACUAGUUAACUAAUUCAAGGUGAUAGUACUGAGUUGGAUAACUAGUUAACAAACUUAUAUAGUUAACUAAUAAAUAGUUGAAACCCCACUAUGGUUUCAUACUCUACAUGAGUAGAACUACUUAAUAGUUAAAACCUGACUACGGUACAAUACCGUACUCCACCUGAAUAGGCACUUUAGGCUGAAACUACUUUUGUUUUUUAAUUAUAAUACGUGGUUGAGUGGUUGAAAACUAAUGUACCAUUUUAAUAUACUAUUUGUAGUAAUUUAUGGUAUGGCUACAAAUUGUAAAUAAUCUUGUUCUAAAAACAGAUUUUACUUCGGAAACUAGAAAAUAUUAAAACUAAGUUUAUUGCUUUCAUUGGUGGAAAUAGUUCCAUCCAAGUAACUAUUAUAUUGGAAAAGUUCCUCACUCAAUAUUAUUAUUAUCAUCAUAUCUUUCAUUUGUUAUUGGUAUAUCAAGCCAAUAGAUAUUAUUGACCAUUGUUUAUCUAUUCUGAGUUAUGGAAUUAUUUUUCGUGUUAUAUACUUUCUGUUGAAUGUAUUUAUUUGUUAUCAGUACAGACUAUUCAGUAUAUAGCUUAAUAUGUAUUGCGGGUGAUAUUAUUGGAUCCAUUUAUAUGGUUUAUAGUUGAAGUUUUAUGCUUGUUACACUGGGUUUUUCCCAUUCAAAAUCGUAUAAUCCUUUUCGUUUUAUUUUCAAAGCAUGUUGAAAUAUGUUUUUGGAAAUUAUUAUAUUGGUUGCACGACUAGCUAGUAUUCUAGUCCAACUUUCUCUCUCAAAGUAUUCUGCUGCUACUCUUCAAUAAAUAUUAUUGUAAAUUGGAAAAGGAAUGCCUGGCGGCAUGAAAGAAGUCUAUUUCUUAAUAUCAUGAUAGAGAAAUGUAAAUAUUAUAUUUGCAAAUAAUGCCAAUGUAUAUACUAACUUACAUUUCCCGUGUAUUCUUUACUAUGUAUAUUGAUAUAAAUAUAAUAGAGUAAAAUAAAAUGUGCAUAGUUUAAUAAAUAGAUUGUAUCAAUAGGACGGUAUUUAUAAUUUUAAUCUUAUUUGAAUUGAACUAGAUGUUUUAGCACAAAAAUUAUAUUUAUAUUGUUGUUGAACUUGAAUUGUUAUUGUAAGUUGCAUGUGGAAAGAUUUUAUUUUAUCAGUUUAUGGACUUGACUCAUCAAAAAUAAAUUAAUUUCUGCUGGUUCACAAUAAUUCAUGCUGGCCAUGUUUUAGUAGUUUAAUUCUUGUUUUUAAAUGUUUGAGUGCUCAAUUUUAUUUGCUUUUAGGGGUAUUUAGAUUAUUUUAAGAAAAUUAUCUUGUCAAAUUCUCCAAUCAUAAAACUAUAUCAUGAUCUAUAUUUUCUCAAUGGUACCGUAUAUGAGUUUUGGUUUCUUGAAAUGAAAACUCAAUUCUUCAAUAAAUAAUUAUUUUUAUAUAUACAGAGUGACACAGAAUAACGGGAACUUUUAAAAACGCCAUUAAACAUUUAGUGCGAAGGGCAAAGUAAGGAACUUCAAAUAAUUUUUUCUUCAAGACCACAAUUCAAAUACCGGGUGACCCAGAGUAACGGGAACAUUUGAAAACGCCAUAAAACAUUAGUGGGAAGGGCAAAAAUGAUUUUAUUCAAACUAAUUUAAAGUUCAAGACUUGCCAUUUGAUAAUUAUUAAUAACAUCAAUCACUUUUUGACAAUUACUUCUUUAAGAUGUUCCUCCUGAACGAAUACACUCUUGAAAUCUGUUUUGACGAUUCCUCAUUGAUCGCUGCAACAUCUGCGUUUCCUGGUCCCAUGAUCAGUCCACCUGCGAUUUUCUGUUUGUGGAGCUAUCUCAAAUCAAACGUUUUUACAACUUGACCAAUAAAUGUGGUUGAAUCAUAACAGACAAUUCAAAAUGAAAUUAACAAUAUCCCAACUGAAAUGUUGCAGCAAUCGUUCAGGAAUCUCAACACAGAUUUCAAGAGUGUAUUCGUGCAGGAGGAAGCCAUCUUGAAGAAGUAAUUGUCAAAAAGUGAUAGAUGUUAUUAAUAAUAUUAUCAAAUGGCAAGUCUUGAACUUUACAUUAGUUUGAAUAAAAUCUUUUUUGCCCUUCCCACUAAUGUUUUAUGGCGUUUUCAAAUGUUCCCGUUACUCUGGGUCACCCG
Nilaparvata lugens (brown planthopper) is the source of this 3978-nucleotide messenger RNA. RefSeq names its product UDP-sugar transporter UST74c (gene frc). Gene Ontology annotation, cellular component: Golgi apparatus. Gene Ontology annotation, molecular function: antiporter activity; GDP-fucose transmembrane transporter activity. The record is from RefSeq and is a predicted model, not a curated record. The transcript is spliced from 3 exons. Bases 252 to 1310 code for a protein of 352 amino acids. NCBI's taxonomy places the organism in Eukaryota, Metazoa, Arthropoda, Insecta, Hemiptera, Delphacidae.